Messenger RNA from Arctia plantaginis, 4617 nucleotides. The record is from the annotation of a GenBank genome assembly. NCBI's taxonomy places the organism in Eukaryota, Metazoa, Arthropoda, Insecta, Lepidoptera, Erebidae.
AUGAUAGCAAGAACGAUAGCGCUAGCGCUGUUAUGCGCGUGGACACAGGCAAUAUCGCCGGUAGGAGACACCAACGAAUGCGCGCUGUACCUCACUGGGCCUGGCCGCACGUCCGCCUACGACUAUAGCAUUAAUCUCCUUAAAGGAAACUUUGGAUACGAAGGCCAGAGCAAUUGUAUCACCUAUGAAGCAAUUAAUCAAGCUUAUCUCGAGGCAAGAAACAGAAUCCUGGUGUCACAACCAAAAGGAGACUGGAAGGCGGAAGACUUUGCUAGUGUCGGCGAGCUAAUUCUCGAUAUCUCCACUAAUAUAGCUCGAAGAUACGGACUGACUUACGAAGAGAUCGAGAAAGGCCUGCCCCUCAUCGACACAUCCCGAACAUUAAUUCGAGAAGUAUGCCCUCCAGUCUUCUCUCAUGUGGAAUGCAGGGCUGGCAAAUACAGGCGGCUGGAUGGACUGUGCAAUAACCUUCAACACCCUACAUGGGGUGCGACCAUGGCUCCUUUCCAGAGAUUAUUAGGUCCUCUUUUCUCCGACGGUAUCAACGCCCCGCGUAUUGCUCAUCACGGUCGAGACUUGCCGCUCUCUCGAGUAGUAUCUCGUACCAUGCAUCCUGAUGAAGGCUUCCAUGAUCACGCCGGCACUGUGAUGGUUAUUGCUUGGGGACAAUUCAUGGACCACGAUUAUACGCUUACUGGUACACCACUUGAUCCCAAAAGCCGCAAUGAUCCUGAAGAGUGCUGCAACCGUCCACCUCACCUAAAGCAUCCGUACUGUAACGAGAUCCGCAUCCCUGAUGAUGAUUACUUCUACCGCUUGUUCGGAGUUAAGUGCAUCGACUUCGUGAGAGGAUUCCCAUCGCCAAGACCCGGCUGCCGACUGGGUUCAAGAGUUCCAUUUAACACUUUAACAGGUUCCAUUGAUGGUAACACCGUAUACGGAGUGACAGAAAAAUUUGCCCGAAAGCUGCGUACCGGUUUCGGUGGUCUACUACGAAUGAACCCUAUAUUCAAAGAAUACGGUCUCAAGGACUUGUUACCACUUAAACUUGACAUCCCAGAAGAAGGCUGCACUAGACCUAAUGAUAAUAUGUACUGCUUUGAGGCUGGUGAAAUCCGUGUAAAUGAACAACUCGUUUUGACUGUCAUGCAUACUCUCAUGGCUCGUGAGCAUAACCGUGUUGCUAACGCUCUUGCCGAAGUCAAUCCUCACUGGGACGAUGAGACUCUGUACCAAGAAGCAAGACGUAUCAACAUUGCCGAGAUUCAACAUAUUACUUACAAUGAGUUCUUACCAAUCCUACUCGGGAAAGACGUUAUGGAGAAAUUCGGUUUGGUACUUGAGAAAAAGGGUUAUUGGGAUGGCUAUGAUACAGAAGUUAACCCUGAUGUUAUUGACGCCUUUGCUGCUGCUGCCUACAGAUUCGGUCAUUCAUUAUUACCUACUGCGGUGGAAAGAUGGUCCAAAGCACACAAAUUCAUUGCCUCUAAGAGACUAUCGGAUCUUAUUCGUAGACCAUUCGACUUGUACAGAGCUGGUGUACUUGACGAAUACGUCAUGGGUCUCAUGAACCAGGUAGCUCAAGCUAUGGACGACUCUAUUACACAAGAAGUCACUAAUCAUCUAUUCAAGAAAGUCGGUUCUCGCUUCGGGAUGGACUUAGUAUCGUUCAACAUGCAAAGAGGUCGUGAAUUCGGUCUCCCUGGUUAUAUGGAAUUUAGAAAGUUCUGUGGUCUUCCUCAUGCUGAUACCUUCCAGGAUCUCUUCGGAUCUAUGCCUAAUAAGACUGUGCUGAAAUACGAAACCAUUUUCGAUCAUCCUAUUGAUGUAGAUCUUUGGUCGGGUGGUGUGUCUGAGCGGCCUCUACCAGGGUCCAUGUUAGGACCUACUUUUGCUUGUAUCAUCGCCACCCAAUUCUCGUACUCAAGACGUGGUGAUCGUUUCUGGUUCGAACUGCCUAACCAACCUUCGUCGUUUACACCUGAGCAACUUACUGAAAUCAGAAAAUCUCGUUUGGCACGUGUGAUUUGCGACAACACUGACAUUAUUGAUACUGUUCAGCUUUACCCUAUGGUCUUGCCUGAUCAUGAACUAAAUCCUCGUGUACCGUGUAGAAGUGGAAUCCUUCCACAAAUGGACUUUAGUAAGUGGGCCGAGCCCGCCCCGUUCCAUGGACCCGCUAAGCAGUUUAUGACCAAUGCAACUGUCAUUGAAAAUAACAACAUGAAACACGAAGAAUUAAGCAGUGACGUACAAAAUUGCAACAGUAAAAAGGUUUGCAACCAAACAGAGGUUUCCAAGCAAAUCAAACAGCUCCAAGCGACAAAUAAUACCGAAAACAUUAUUACUAACAUCACAGGCACUGGUAAUAAUAGUACCAAAGAAAACCAAAGCGUAAGCAUUAUUGCUAACCAAAAUACAUUACUAAAAUACGUUUACAAAAAUAAUGACAAAGUAGAACUAUAUACUAAAGAUAAAGGACACAUUAAAAACCGCUUAAAACGUCGAAAACGUUCAACAGAAGAUCCAUUAAGUCCACUUCCUAGCAAAUACCAAAAACCAGCCCUUAUUGUUAACUAUGAAACUUCUCAUGGACCUACUGCUACUGCGAGCUGGUCUCCUCCAAUAAAUUCAGCUAAUGCUAUCGAAGACGAUGUUCGAGCUGAUUUCAAGAUCGUAACUCGCCAUUAUAAUACUGAUGAUAAGAACGAGAAGGAAACAGACAAACAAAGUAAUCUGGACUCUAACGAGGCCGCAAAAUUGAAUGAAAACAGUAAUGAAAGCACGGAGAGCCUUGAAAAUGUCAAGAAAGAAAACACAAGCAGGGAAAGCGAUGAAAGUAGUGAACAACAUGAUUACAAAAACGAUAAAAAGGAAUCAGUUUAUGACCAUAACCAUGCUGAUAAUUACAAAGAUGGCUCUAGAAAGAAUGGUAAUAAUGAUGUUAGCAAUGAAAGUAUCGAAAAUCGUAUAAUCAAAUCAGAUUCUGAAAGUGUAGAAAAUAAUGAGAGCGGAGAAAGGAGUGACACAAACAAUUAUGCAAGUAGUGAACAGCCUCUUGAUAAAAGAAGCGAAAGUAGCAGUUUCAACCAAAGUCCUUAUUCACCUGAGCAUUCCGAAGACCGUGAAAGAAAAAAUGAAGAUUAUAACAGUUAUAAUCCUUCCAAAGAGGAGAGUAGUGAAAACAGUAAUGAAAGAUACGACCAUACCUCUACACCACAUAAUUCAAAACCUCUUCAUGAUAAAGAUAAAAAAAAAGGAAAUUCUAAAAGAAUAUCUCCAGAAUCUUUAAAUGUAAAUAGUAGGGAACAUGAUAGAUACAGUGAAUCUUAUACACAUCAUCAUAAAAAUAAUCAAGAAAAUAGCAAACCAAGUCACAGUGGAGAUAAUCAGGAGUCUUCUAUUGAAAACAGCAGCGAGACUAAUGUCAAGGAAACAAAUUAUUCCAAAAAUAAAAUCGAUUUAAAAAGUGAUGUGCCUAAUCCUGUUCAUAAUAAACCGGCAUUGCCUAUACAAGAUAUUGAUUUAGGGGAUUUUAGUUAUGAAAAAAUAAAUAUUAACCAAGACGGAAACGUGGUGGCUGUCGAGGAUAGCUCUAAAGAAAAUAAUGCUAAUUCUGCCAUUCAGAAAAUUUCUCCUAAUAUCGAUACAAAGACUCCCAAUACCUUCCAGUUAGUGAAAAAUAAUUUAUUAGCUAAUUAUUCUGACAAAUUAGUUAAAAUAAAUGAUGGUGAAAUAAAACCUGUUGUAGAAAUCAAUUCAGAAGACAAUGAUGAUUCAAGCGAAAAAAUUGAAAAAAGCAGCUUCAAUAAUUUUGAUAGCUUGGAAGCAGAUUUAAAUAAUAAGGAUGGUGGAAGUAGCAAAAUACUUAAUGCACAUAAAGAAAUAGAAGGAGGAGAUGUAAAGCAGCAGUUUGAACGUAUUCCAUUAAAUUAUAAUCACAACCAGAAGGUUAAAACUGAUGAUGAUACAAAUGCUCCUAAAGACGAAUACUCUUCUAGUUCGCAAGAUCUUCCUAACGAAGAAGAUGCUGUUCUAAAAUCUGAGGGCACAAUCGACGUAUUUGCACCUAACGAUGAAAAAUAUGAUGAAAAUCUUAAUUUAAAAUUCAGUGAUUUACAUAUAAAAUUACCUGAAAUAGUGUUACCCGAUGAUAUAUUAAGUUUUACAAAAUCCCAUUCACCCUUUAAGGAUGAAAAUAACGGAGACAAAAACGAACGCUACCAUUAUCCUCGAUAUACAGAGCGACGUAGUAAAAGUAAAAAAAAACAGGAUGAUGACAGUGAGAAUGAAGAGGAAGAUGGACCUAUCUCUGAUUAUUAUGGAUAUUAUAAUGACAAGGGUAAAAAACAAGAUUAUAGAAAGAAAGCGGACGAAGAGGAACAAAGCGAUGAAGAAGAAGAUUUGUAUGAAAAAUUCGUCCGAGAGAGAUUUGGUAAACGUGGUACCUUCGAAAAAAGAUCCGAAAAAUUGGUUGAGCCCCCACUAAAUCCAGAUCUGAGAAAAACUAUUCAGAAAAUUCUCAAGAAAACUGCGAGUCUUGAUGAACCAGUCAAGGGUAGUGGAGAUCCUAACGCUAAAUACAUGUGGACUCUCGAGUAUGGAGAAACCUUGUAG